This is a messenger RNA of Varroa destructor (honeybee mite), 3157 nucleotides long. Its product is annotated as clavesin-2-like. Lineage: Eukaryota; Metazoa; Arthropoda; Arachnida; Mesostigmata; Varroidae. Gene Ontology annotation, cellular component: membrane. The record is from RefSeq and is a predicted model, not a curated record. Gene Ontology annotation, molecular function: phosphatidylinositol bisphosphate binding.
CAGUAUUAAUUACUGUCUCAGAACUCGACUCUGCUGGUUUACAUUAUACAGAUAUUGUGCUUCUACAGAGACCACCGCUCAUUGACUAAACGAUUAGUUUUAUAUAUAUACGCCGGUAUAGAAGUCUCAAUCAGUUGCGCCAUUUAGGCGAACGGCAUUUAAAUUUUCACGGCACUUAACAAUCUGAGUAGAUAAGUUACACCAGUCAAUCCGAUAUAAUCGAUGGGGUAGGGUUAAAGGGUCUGUAGACGACAAUCAUUAUAGGGUAGCGCUUGCUACCCUAUAAUGAUUGUCGUCUACAGACGCUACCCAGUUAUAUGCGUGUGUAUCUUUGUCAUAGAACUAGGUUUUGGUGCCAGAUACAGCAGGUGCAUGCUAUCAAACUAAAAGCCAGUCACCAUCAGGUGACCAGGACUCUCCAGUUUAUGUAAAAUUUUAUUUAUGUAAAAUGUCGAAGGCUCGCGCCUGUAGUUGAAGAUUGCCCCUCCCCCCUCCUGUGGCGCGCACAUUUAAUAUAUCUAGUGUGGAUACCGACAGAAAAGAUAUUUUUUUUUUGUUUUACGUCCGGCAUUUAAGCCUUUAGGCAUUACUUGAAACGAGAUGACUGCAUAAGAGAUACGCUAGCGUCUGUAGAGAACGUUUUUCGAAAUGCUAGCCUCUUUGCUUUGAGUAAACGGAACGCUGAAUAAAACGUGUAUUACUAGGGACGAAUAGCUGCAGUUGACUGUUCAGUUAUCGAUAGAGUAAGUUGGCCAGCUAUUGCUGUACGACCGCAGGGGGGAAGUUGUUCAUUGAAGGAAGCAUAGGCGACAGUAAAGGCAACGGCCUCUGACGCGAAAAUCGUAGCUGGCAGCUACGGCCUGCCGAAACAGCCCCAAGGGACAGUGGCGCUCUGCUUCAUUAUAAGUACAGCAUGACAAGCAAGAUGUCACACGUAGCAGGGAAAAGCUGCGAGGCCACAGAGAAGAACAUGACAUGAAGGGACACGCAACGCUGCCAUUGCUGUUUCCUGUUACUCAGCAGCGCGGACUCUGUCAUGGGAGGAGACACGCACAUCGCGAUCCAAAGAAAGUGUUUAUUGCACGCGUGGGCCACUGGAACGCUGAUAGCGGAUUCACGUUGAAAGACACAUAUGUUCCUGAUAUAUUCCUUCUGGAGCAAGCCUUGGAUGACGAUGAAUCUCAGGUACGCGGACUUGUGGCAAUCGUUGACAUGGCCGGCUUUUCGUUUUGGCAUAUGCGCCAACUCAGCUUCAGUCAUAUAAAGGGAUAUGUUGGGCGGCGGCCCUUACUGCAGCGCCGUCGAACGCUGCUGGGGAGGAUGCAGACUGAUGGCCGACCGCGACAUCGACCCGAUUUAAUGACGAUGAUGGUACUUGUACAUACCGUUCAGGAUGCAUUUCCUGCUCGUUUCAAGGCUAUUCAUGUGGUCAACCAGCCGGGCCUGUAUGACUACAUCUAUGCGUGCAUUCGACCCUUCCUUAAGCCAAAAAUUAUGAAGCGGAUUCAUCUACACGGCAGUGAUAUGACGUCGCUGCAUGAGCACAUCGACCCAGAGAUACUUCCCGAGGAGUAUGGUGGCCAGGCUGGGCCUUUCAAUAAUGACUGGAUUUGUCAGCAACUCUACCAGCGGGACGAGGAGUUCCGCAAGUACAGCCACUACGGAUUUCCCAGAAAUGAGAAAUAAACUUGUUUUAGUUGUACUUGACCAUCACAUACGUUGGUUUAGCUCGUAGGCGAUUUACGUUUUGCAAGACUAACAGCGAUCGCAUGACGAUGUUUAUUCAUUAGCCUUUGAGGACAAGCAAUACAUAUCUAAGCCGAAGAAUAGAAUGACUGAAAUUUUUGCCCAUCUGACAUUUUGCAGCGUUUCGCUUAUUUUGUUUAGCGUGUUGGACAAAGACAUGCUGCAUUAUCUUUUCUUCUAUAUCCUAUAUAUAUAUAUAUAUAUAUAUAUAUAUAUAUAUAUAUACACAGACAUACAGAUAACACUGUGCUAGCUAUGUAAUGGCUGUUCAACUCUAUAUAGAUAUAUAGCACCAGUGCAUACUUCAUAAUAAUACACUAAAUAGAUAAUUUUUCCUUGAACCUAUGCAGACCACAAACACACCUGUCAUUUGUCCGUAACGAAGUUGUGUCUAUAUCAAAAAUAGACUUCGUGUAUUCGGGUCAUGCUAUAUUUGUGAUUUGACGCCCCUUGAUAUAGUACUGAAGAGGCCUGAUAUAUAUCCCUUGCGGAUGAGAAAUUUUCUUCCUGCUUCGUGCUAUCUACCUAGCAUUGUGUUAUUCCUAGGAGGUGUUGUUUUCCUCAGAAGCUCAAAAGUUAGAACUUUUUGAAAGUUUAAACGUUUCUCCAAUUUUAUUGUUGUAUUCAUAUGAGGUUGCCCGUAUUUUUUUGGGUUUUAGCAACCUAAUUUGGUUGUAUUAAGCUGAUAGCCUGUAGGCUGACAUGUGAGAUGUUAUCUGUUGGUAGAAAUCUAACAACUUCUAUUGCCACCAGUUAUUUUGUGAAUAGUAGAUGGAACGAUGACAUGAUGACGAAAAGCAGUAGCAACCGAUAUAUAGCGAAACAAAAACAUUUUCAACAUGACCAAGUGAGAUAUAUAAAUCGGUUGAAGAACACAUACAACCGACGUAGACUGUAUGGUGUAUAAAACAAAGGGAUAAAAGAAAUAAAUUUUACAAAUAAGAUUUGUUUCAAUUAUAUUGCACGUAUUCCUUCGCUAUUCUCUGUUUGGCUUUUUAUUAGCUUGGCUUAAAUUGUAAUGCUCUUCCAGCAAUAAAUUGCCUUGGAACGGGUAAAAAAAUUUCCUUAUACUCCACCUUUUUCUGCGAGCUGGCGAGCAAGAAGGAAGGCUCAUCCUGAAUCUGCUAUUCCUCGUCUGCUGGUAGCGCCGUGCCACUUAUCACAUACUAUUCUAUGCGUUGAGGAUCCCAAAUGGUUUGCGAACUAACGCCAUAGGACUAAUCGGUAUCUGCAUUGCAAAACAUCACGAAGCUUUGUUUUGGCCGUUAGCUCGACAAAUUCGUAUAUAGUGACGAUGCAAUGCAUGGCAAAACCCCUACAGUUUCUCACAGUGCAGGCAACAAUUCGUUUCCAAGUGUAGCAACUGCAGAGCUUGCGGAGGUAUCGGGCUAGGACGAGGCCAGUGUGUUUU